Pleuronectes platessa (European plaice) is the source of this 2185-nucleotide messenger RNA. It is a transcript of the gene cnot7, whose product is annotated as CCR4-NOT transcription complex, subunit 7. The record is from RefSeq and is a predicted model, not a curated record. Gene Ontology annotation, molecular function: nucleic acid binding; poly(A)-specific ribonuclease activity. Gene Ontology annotation, cellular component: CCR4-NOT complex; CCR4-NOT core complex; P-body. NCBI's taxonomy places the organism in Eukaryota, Metazoa, Chordata, Actinopteri, Pleuronectiformes, Pleuronectidae.
GGCGGACUUCAGGAAGUAGCUGAACAGCUGGAGCUGGAGAGGAUCGGGCCACAGCAUCAGGCCGGCUCCGACUCGUUACUGACAGGCAUGGCUUUCUUCAAGAUGAGGGAGAUGUUCUUUGAGGAUCAUAUCGACGAUGCAAAGUACUGUGGUCACUUGUACGGGCUCGGCUCAGGCUCCGCCUACGUCCAGAACGGAACAGGAAAUGCUUACGAAGAGGAGGCUAACAAGCAGCAGUCGUGACAUCACUCUGGAUACGAUAAAUGGAAGACCACGAAACAUAUAUACUUCGUUUAGUGAGCUGUUUCUCAUAGGUUCUGCUCAUCUUAGAUUAUGAUGGUCAAAAGCCAAAAGUCACAGCUGCCCUCACCACGUGCUGCUGUGUGCGUGUGUGUGUGAGUUUUGGUUUCGUCACAUCUGACAUGCUUGAAGAGAUGGGAUUUUAGUUUUCCUGAAAUUUUCUGUAGAAAUAAUUUGCACUUUAAAAGCUCUAACCUGAUUUUAUAUGGAAAGCUGAGAAUGUUUCCGAUGUCUCUCUCCUCUUUGUUGCCUUGUCUGUGUUCCCGUUUUACAUCGCGAACAUGUGAAUCUUUACCAUCAAAACAAUGGUUCUCACCUGGCUCAGCCUUAAUAGUAGCUGCAUUCUUAUCUUUUAAAAGUUUUAAUUUAUUGCCCUAGUUUUUCGGACACUGAACACGACACGUCACUGCGCUUCUUCUCUGUUGGUGAGAAAGGGAGUUCUUCUCUGUGAGUGUGUUUUACGUGCAGAUGAGUAGUUAUUAUGAUCUUUUUCAUUUGUUAAUAAUAUUGUUGAGCUCUAAUCCCACUGGGAGACGUCUCAAGCUGGUAUAUUGUGCUGAAACAUGUUUCCUCUGUUGUUGCUGUUUUUCAGUUAUUUUCAUGAAAAAGCUCAGAAUAGUUGUAUAUUAAUAUAUGUAACAAGAUGCAUACGGUGGGUUUUGAUUGAGGGGAAUGUUGAGUAUUUUUAUUUGUGCAUGUAAACACCCUCAUUGACACAAGCACAUAUGAACAUGGAGGAAUUGCCUCUCGACCAGAUCUAUAAAAACAAUGAAAAGGCAUUAAAAGAAAAACAGUCAACUUCUCUGAACUGCUCUGCUGAGGGUAAGAUUUCAUUUUUAAUUGAAGUUAAGGAUUUGUAGAGUUUUAGUGUAGUAAUAAAUGAAGUAAAACUAUAACUUUUACUCAUUGGGAGGAAAACUAACAUUUGUUUUUAACGUUUCUCUCCAAGUGCAGUUCCUUUCACUUGUAGUUCUGGCCCUUGAAUUUUGUUCUUGUUGCUUUCCAGAGUCAUGCUUCUUAGACCAGUCGCAUGUACUAAAAGGUUUGAAUAAAUGCUGUGUUGUUUAAUAGUAUCCUGAACUUCCAUAUAGGUGUGUUGAAGUUGUAGGUUCACGACUUAUUAACCCGCCUCAGCAUCUGAACAACUGGGACACUUAUCUUUCUCUCUGCAGCACAUCUCACACUGCAAAGGAGUAAAAAGAAGAAUAUGCAAUAUAACAGGAUUAUUUUCAGAUUAUUUUGUAAAUAAAGGCUUGAAACUUUUCUACCAUAAAAGUGCUCUCGACCGUUACAUGACUCCCUGAAGAAAUGAGAAUAGAGAAGAAGAGCUUGUUUUAUUGUCGAUAAGGCAUCACAACUUUACAGUACAUCGCCUCACACAUCCAAGUUGUCUCGAGUCAGACAGACAGAAUAGAAAAAUAUAAACGAUCACCAUGAAGCUUUUUUUUAAACAAGCACACAUUCUUUAAACUAAUGUUCAGUUUUUUUUUUUUGUUUCCAGCUGGGGGAAAGACAGAAUCGUCAAAAGGUGAAAAUACUGUUCAAAGUGGCUGGAACUGGUUUUUCUUGUUUGUUUUUUUCUGAAGUACAUCCACAAUGUUGUGUGUAACAAAAACACCCAUAACGAUCUGCUUUUUGAUGGCGCUCUGGAAAAGGAAAAAUGUUGGACCAACUUAAAAAAUGACUGCAAUUGGUAACACACAAAUUGAUUAGGUUUAUUCAAAUUAAAAUGUGCGAUUGUGUGUGUAUAACUUAAAGCGGAACAAACUUCAUUCCUUUCUGUGUUACCUAUUGAAGUAUUUUUUUAAGGAUGGUAAAGUAUUUUCUCAUUUCCGUUUGAACAGAUCCGCAGCACCAUCACACCGAGGUUUCUUAUUCGCUGGCA